This is a messenger RNA of Eriocheir sinensis (Chinese mitten crab), 6160 nucleotides long. It is a transcript of the gene Vha100-1, whose product is annotated as V-type proton ATPase 116 kDa subunit a 1-like. Gene Ontology annotation, biological process: vacuolar acidification; proton transmembrane transport. NCBI's taxonomy places the organism in Eukaryota, Metazoa, Arthropoda, Malacostraca, Decapoda, Varunidae. Gene Ontology annotation, cellular component: vacuolar proton-transporting V-type ATPase, V0 domain; plasma membrane; vacuolar proton-transporting V-type ATPase complex. The transcript is spliced from 17 exons. Gene Ontology annotation, molecular function: proton-transporting ATPase activity, rotational mechanism; ATPase binding. Bases 175 to 2697 code for a protein of 840 amino acids. The record is from RefSeq and is a predicted model, not a curated record.
ACUAUUCUCCUUCAGUGACGUCACAUGGAGGAGCAUUGAUUGUGUGGCACCUCACCAGCAGUGUCAUGGCCCCUUGCAUGCUGAACUAAACCGCCAGACAGCUCCCUCGCCACUCAGACACCGCCCAUCCACGCCACCUGUGACCCUGGAGCUCCAGCAGGUUACCCAGGCACAAUGGGGUCUCUGUUUCGUAGUGAGGGCAUGGCCCUCUGCCAGCUCUUCCUGCAGAGUGAGUCGGCCUACACCUGUGUCUCUGAGCUGGGUGAACUUGGACUAGUACAGUUUAGAGAUCUCAAUCCAGAUGUCAAUGCCUUCCAACGAAAGUUUGUGAAUGAAGUCCGCCGUUGUGAUGAGAUGGAAAGAAAACUCAGGUACCUGGAACGGGAGAUCCGCAGGGAUGGCAUUCCAGUUUUGGAUACCGGGGAGAAUCCUGAGGCCCCCAUGCCCCGGGAGAUGAUUGACUUGGAGGUAAAGUUUGAAAAACUAGAAAAUGAACUGAAAGAAGUGAAUAGCAAUGCAGAGACCCUGAAAAGGAACUACCUGGAGCUGACAGAGUUGAAGCACAUUCUCAAGAAGACUCAGGUCUUCUUCGAUGAGGCUAUGUAUCCCCCCAACCUUCCUUACGACCAAGAUGUGUUUUUUGACGACGAACAAGUCAAUCUGCUGACCGACACAUCACUUCACCAGCUCAAGCAUAUUGGGUUUGUUGCUGGUGUCAUCCUUCGUGAGAGAAUUCCUGCCUUCGAACGCAUGCUGUGGCGGGCAUGCAGAGGAAAUGUUUUCCUUAGACAAGCUGAAAUUCCAGAACCACUUGAAGACCCCGCCACUGGUGAACAAGUGUACAAGUCCGUGUUCAUCAUAUUCUUCCAAGGAGACCACUUGAAGAUGAGAGUAAAGAAAAUCUGUGAAGGCUUCCGUGCCACAAUGUACCCUUGCCCUGAGGCCCCAGCAGACAGAAGAGAGAUGGCUAUGGGAGUAAAAACACGUCUGGAUGACCUGAACACUGUGCUGAGUCAGACGCAGGACCAUCGUCACCGCGUGCUGGUCUCUGCUGCACGUAACAUUCGUGCUUGGAUGAUGAAGGUGUGGAAGAUAAAGAGCAUAUACCACACACUCAACAUGUUCAACUUGGAUGUGAUACAGAAUGGCUUGAUCGCAGAGUGCUGGAUCCCCGUCGCCAAUCUAGAGGACGUUCAGCUGGCUCUGAGGCGUGGCACGGAGAAAAGUGGGAGUCUGCCAGCCAUCCUCAACAGGCUCAGCACACAAGAGGCUCCCCCAACCUUUCACCGCACCAAUAAGUUUACUAAGGCCUUUCAGGCAUUAAUUGAUUCCUAUGGAGUUGCUACUUAUAGGGAAAUUAACCCAGCCCCAUACACAAUCAUCACGUUCCCCUUCCUGUUUGCCAUAAUGUUUGGUGACCUUGGCCAUGGCAUGAUCAUGGCACUGUUUGGGGCUUGGAUGGUGUGGCGGGAGAAGCCCCUGUCAGCAAAGAAGACAGAUAAUGAGAUUUGGAACAUAUUCUUUGGUGGCCGCUACAUCAUCUUCCUCAUGGGUCUGUUCUCCAUGUACACAGGACUCAUUUAUAAUGAUGUGUUUUCCAAGUCCCUGAAUAUCUUUGGGUCAUCAUGGCAUGCCAAUAACUACACUGCAUCAACUCUCCAGUCAAACAAGGAGCUCACUCUGGACCCAGGUAACACCAAGCAGUAUGACCAGACCCCAUACCCCUUUGGCUUGGACCCAAUGUGGCAAAUUUCAAACAACAAGAUCAAUUUCAACAACUCGUACAAAAUGAAAAUCUCAAUAAUCUUUGGCAUCGUCCACAUGAUGUUUGGAGUUAUACUCAGUGUCUGGAAUCAUAGGUUCUUCAACAGACCAAUGAACAUCUACUGUGAGUUCAUUCCUCAGCUGCUGUUCUUGUUUUGCUUGUUUGUAUACCUGGUGCUGCUAGUUUUCCACAAAUGGGUGUGGUAUGGUGCUGGAGGAGACCCAGCCUCAUCCCCCAGCUGUGCUCCCUCAAUCCUUAUAACCUUCAUCAACAUGGUACUAGUGAAGGGGUACCAGAAGCCAGACCCAGGCUCACCUUGCUCCCCAUACAUGUUUGGUGGUCAGUUCGAGAUACAACGGUUCCUUCUCAUUGUGGCCCUGAUCUGUGUGCCCUGGAUGCUAUGUGCAAAGCCAUUCAUUCUUUAUCGUGCAAACAAACGAAAGCAACUGGUGAUGCAGGCCAAUGGAGGAGAAGGUGUAGUGGAGGAAGGUGGUGCUGGUGGGGCCAGUGCUGAGGUGGUGGAGGAGCACACUGACAUGGGUGAGGUGAUGAUUCAUCAAGGAAUACAUACCAUCGAAUAUGUGCUGGGCAGUGUCUCUCACACUGCCUCCUACCUGCGACUCUGGGCGUUGUCCCUCGCCCAUGCACAGUUGAGUGAAGUGCUCUGGGGAAUGGUGCUUCGCAUCGGCCUCACAACAGGAGGAGAGGGCGGCGCUGGAGGCAUCUGCAUGUACUUAAUGUUCGCCUUUUGGGCAACACUGACUGUAGCCAUCUUAGUGUUGAUGGAGGGCCUUUCAGCCUUCCUCCACACUCUUAGGCUGCACUGGGUUGAGUUCCAGAGCAAAUUUUAUAGUGGUACAGGCUAUCCCUUUGUACCAUUUGCAUUUGAAACCAUUCUAGACCAAGCAGAAAAUACUGGUGCAGAACAGUAAAGGUCAACAACUAGUCUGUGAAUAUGGUUGCCUUAUGCCUCCAGAUGAAGGUAUGGCUCCCUGCGACUAACUAGAAUGUUAACAAAAUCAUUAAUGAUAGCUACAGGGGAUCAUGACAAAUUUCUCAAGUUCAGUAGUUCCUAAUUUAGCUGUAGUGCAUGGGAAGAAAUGUGUUCAUUUGACAGCAAAAGGAUGAUGUUUUAAGUUAUUCCUGUAGCUCAUCUUAAAGAUUUAUCAUUGUAGAAUUAUAAAGAAGCACAUUACAGACAGAACUAGAAUUAUAUUAGAACUCCUUAGGAUAUAAAUUUUCCCUUAAUCAAUCAGUAUUUAUCAUUAAAGUAUGAGAAAUGCAUGUGUGUGUGUGUGUGUCCAAAGGGGCUGAAAAGUAUUCUCAUUUUGUGAUGCAUUUUAGGCAUAGAAUUUUGGAAAUGCAAUUAACAUAACCCCAAAACCUUAAAUUUGUUUGACUAUUCUGUUUAUCUCCUUUCAUAAUAUAUCCUCAUUUCCCUAAAUGGUUAUUGACCCAAAUGGUCGCCAGUCAUAUAAUUUAUGUAUGUCUGUUGUUGUAAACUCUGGUGUAAAGUUCUGUGGUUUAAAUAGCUUCAUCCUGUUCCAUGACCAGUGUAAAAUUUUGUGAACACUAGAACUCGGCAUGUCUGAAACAGAUUUAACCGUUAUAAAGAAAAUAGGAUUUGAUGAAUGUUAAUGAUGAAAUGUGUUUGUGAUAUUAUUGACCAAGAUGAGUGAUUAGUCUGCAUUAGGCCAUAGUGUGUUUAGAGAUAGUGGGCUAAUUCAUUACUUGUGAGACUUAAAAUCUGAUGCUGAAUAUGGACAUUUUUUGUACAGUGGAUUUAACAGUAACAUAUAUCUACACCAGCAUACUCAAUAGGGAUGCUGCGAAAAAAAAUAUUAUGAGAAUCAGUAUGUAGCCAUUAAGAUCAAAUCUAAAUACCUGAAUUGGCUUUAGACUUUCUUUAGAGUAAAACAUUCAUGCAAAUUUUAAAAAAAUGAAUAAAAAGAUAUUGUUAUGGAAUGCAGUCAAGUGUAAAGAGUAGUGCUGUAGUGUCAAUAAUCAGAGCCCAGAUCUUCUUACUGAAAGAGUAUGUCAUAUUAAAAGUAACGCUAUAUAUAUAUAUAUAUAUAUAUAUAUAUAUAUAUAUAUAUAUAUAUAUAUAUAUAUCUAUAUAUAUAUAUAUCUAUAUAUAUAUAUAUAUAUAUAUAUAUAUAUAUAUAUAUAUAUAUAUAUAUAUAUAUAUAUAUAUAUAUAUAUCAGUGCAUCCUUUAUUGAUAUAACUUACAGUAUCCAGUGUAAUCAACUGUAUUCAUGUGUUUGGCAUGUCUAGUAAUACUUUAAAGAGUAGUUAUUCAAUAUCAUUGAGGUGAUUAGCCAUAUAGAAUCCAUCUUAUACCUAUUUAUUGCAUUGCAAAUCAUAGUGUUGCAGCUGCUUGACCAAAUAAUCCCAGCAUUCAAUAUUGCAUCCCUAUAACUUUCUUUACUGUCCCUAUUACUUUAGUUUUGCAUAUGUUGCUCAGAUACUACAUAGAAAUGUUUAUUUCAAUAUGGUGAUAAUUUUCUAUUUCGUAAUAAGAGUAACAAUAGGUUUCAUUCAAAACAUUGAUAUAAUCUUAAAAACAUUGUCAAAUGGUAAAAUUUAGUAUGGUUAUCAAGAGUUAGCUGCACUUUAACCCUUUUUUUUUUUGUGUGUGUGUGUGUGUGUGUUUUGUCAGUGUCCUAAAAGCAUGCAUGAACAUUGUCAACAUGUGACAUACCAAGCUACUGUGUUCUUAAAUUUAAUCUCUACUAAUGAGGCAUAUCAGCACACCUUGUUGCCACACCUAUUAUGAUCCCCUGAAGGCAGGAAACCUCUCCAUAGUCAGGUAGGAUGACAGGAAGAAGGAAAAAAGAAGAAACAUAUAGAAAUAAAGGCAAAACUUUCAAAUCAUCUUUUCUCACAAUUAGAUAAUGACAGGUUAAUUCUAUUCUGUGGUUAUAACAUCUCAUAAAAGAGAGAGAGAGAGAGAGAGAGAGAGAGAGAGAGAGAGAGAGAGAGAGACUAGAUUUCUUCCUGCGAUUUUCAGAACCCAGGAGAUGGGCUGUGUACCCUUCAGAAAAUAUCAUGGAGGGAGUACACACAUAGAAUCUCUUAAUUUGUUUCAACUAAGCUUUUAAUGAUCCAUUUCAAUAGCAGGCUUAUGACACUAAAUGUUGUAUUGUUUAUUCUUUAAGCAUUUGCAGCUAUUAUUAAAGAAUAUAUCACACAAGCUCAUUUUGGGAGGGUGCUAACUGUGGAUUGAGAGUCGUAUGUGAUCAGACACAAAUACAGUUUGAGGUAUUGUUGUCUUUAUAGAAGCCAAGCCUUGAUGGUCACAAUUAGUUUUUCUUUAUUCUUAUGGAAAUCUUUUUUUGAAAACAUGCGUAAAAAAUAACACACCCAAGCUGAAUUGAGUGUGAAUGUUGAGUGAAUAAGAAAGUUGUCAUUUUUGGUAAAAAUAAAAAAAAAGUAACUUUAGGUGUCAUUUGUAAUCAGUUAUUUUUUGUAUAUCACUUGAAGAGGGUAGAGUGACUUCAGUUGUGGAUGAUUCACUGCUCUCCAUUAAUAAGUGAAUAAAUUAUUAUGGUCAAAAUCAUUAAAUAAUACUUGUUGGAAGUUCUACUCAUUUUAUAGUGGGCAAAAUGAGACCAGUAAUAAAUUGAGAGAAAACACCUUUAAAAAAAAAAAUGCAAAAUCAACUCCCUUACAUAUUCAGGAUAUUCAAAAAAUGACAAAGCACACUUAGUCAAAGGAGGAAAGGUAUAGGAAAGUGGGGAGAGUUAUGGAAGCAGAGUUCAUGAAUUAGAGUUGGACCUUUUUAACUCUACAGUCACAACCUGACCUCAAACCUUAUCUUAAUGUGAUGUGAGAAACCAUACACUCCUUGGGACUGCAGUAUGACCUUGGUCAAAGUCAGGGUCUGGGAUGGUUAAUCAUUAAUUUAAUGGUGUGUAGUGUGGCAUAUAUCAUGGGGUAAUCUUUCCUCCUCUGAUUGUUGUUAAUGUAUACCAUAGGCUUGAUGGGCCUCAUUUGCCCUGCCUAUAGUGAGAAAGAGAUUGUGGUGAUGACAUUUAAUCGAUGGAAGUAUGUGUGUGUGUGUAUAUAUAUAUAUAUAUAUAUAUAUAUAUAUAUAUAUAUAUAUAUAUAUAUAUAUAUAUAUAUAUAUAUAUAUAUAUAUAUAUAUAUAUAUACAUAUAGCUAAAUGUUUGUUUGUUUUCAUGUUCAACAUGAAAGAUAGCAAACUGUGGGUUGAAAAAACUGUGUUGAUAUUUUUCAUUAUGCAUGCAUGUUAUCAAUGGAAAAUUACAUUAUUAUUUAUUAUAUCAGUGUUAUUGAUUUCAUAUGUUUACAAAAAUAAUCACUUGAUCUGCCUUGUAACUUCUGCCUAGUCACUUGGUUCAGUAAUAAAAUAUAUUGUUUAGAAAAUAUCA